AUUUUCUCUCCGCGUUUAUACUACAAAGAUGUCUGAUGCAGGUCAAUGGUGCUUAAUCGAAUCGGAUCCAGGUGUAUUCACUGAAUUAAUUAGAGCCUUUAAUGUACAAGGGACACAAGUCGAAGAGGUCUGGAGCUUAGACGAUCAAACGUUAGAAGAAUUAAAACCAGUUUAUGGUUUAAUUUUUCUUUUCAAGUGGCAAGGCGGUAAUGACAGUUCUAGGUUACAUCCAGAAGCAGAUCUUAGUGUUGAUGAAAAUGUAUACUUUGCAAAACAAGUUAUUAAUAAUGCAUGUGCUACUCAAGCCAUUUUGUCUAUUUUAUUGAAUUGUCCUACGAUUGAUUUAGGUGCCGAAUUAGAUAAUUUUAAAGAUUUCACUAGAUUAUUUGAUCCGUAUGAUAAAGGCUUAGCAAUUACCAAUAGUGAACUUAUUCGGGGUGUACAUAAUAGCUUUGCUCGUUCCGAUCCGUUCUUUUUGGACCAAACUGACCAAUCUUCGUCUGAAAAGGAAGAUAUUUUCCAUUUUAUCUCGUAUGUUCCUGUUCAAGGGGCUUUAUAUGAGUUAGAUGGUUUAAGUAAUGGACCAGUGAAUUUGGGUCCGUGUACAGGAGACAAUUGGUUAGAAAAAGUCCGUCCUGUUAUACAGGAACGAAUGUCUCGUUAUACAUCUGCAGAAAUUCGAUUUAAUUUAUUAGCACUUAUCAAGAAUCGUGAAGACGUGUAUCGAACGCGAAUUGGGGAAAUUGAUGAACGAAUGCGUCAUGCAAGUAAUACUAAUAAUUCAAGUGAAUUAAUGCAAUUAAGUGAAGAAAGGGAUCAAUUAUUACAAAGGAUUGAAAUGGAAAAAGUUAAAUUUAAAAGAUACGAGCGCGAGAAUUCAUUACGCAAACAUAACUUCAUUCAAUUUAUAUAUAAUAUUAUUCGGAUUCUAGCAGAACGUGGUGAAUUACAAGCUCGUAUUGAAUACGCCCGAAAAGAGAUGUCAAAAAGAAUCAAAGAUCGCGCAGAAAAGAAGAAGGGUGAAUCUGGCAGUAAAAAUUAAAUACAAUUCUGAAAGUUUAGGCAUUUAACAUAAUUCUUGUCUGAAUUAUAUAGUUGUGUAAUUAAAAAGUUAUUUAAUAAAGUGACAUUAAACAAAGUGAC
Messenger RNA from Rhizophagus irregularis DAOM 181602=DAOM 197198, 1143 nucleotides. Lineage: Eukaryota; Fungi; Glomeromycota; Glomeromycetes; Glomerales; Glomeraceae. The record is from RefSeq and is a predicted model, not a curated record.